This is a messenger RNA of Cricetulus griseus (Chinese hamster), 567 nucleotides long. Lineage: Eukaryota; Metazoa; Chordata; Mammalia; Rodentia; Cricetidae. The record is from RefSeq and is a predicted model, not a curated record.
AUGUCGCCAGCCGCCGCCAAAGCCUCCGCCACCGACUUGCAAUGCUCCCGGGACGACUUAACCCUCCCUCUAGCAGGUGCGGGCACGCAGGCGCGGUGCGUGGGGACUUACAGACAAGUGCCUGCUGAAGCUGUGGAGAUGAAAGCCCGAGGCUUGAGGAUCCCCUUGCUGCUCUUGCUGGUGAUUGUAGUUGUAAAGGCCAGGCUGAGUCACAUCCAAAGGUGGGGAGGCUUCAAGGAGCAGGCCACAAGUGAGAAAAACAUGAACUCUACAAUCCACUUCUUCAUCCAAUCCUAUAACAAUGCAAGCAAUGACACCUACUUGUUUCAAGUUCAGAAGUUAAUUCAAAGUCAGAUGCAGCUGACCACAGGAGUGGAGUAUUUGGUCACUGUGAAGAUUGGCAGGACCAAAUGCAAGAAAAACGAGACAAAGAAAGCUUCCUGUCCUCUGCAAAGCAACAAGCUGAAAAAGAGCCUGGUUUGCAAAUCACUGAUAUAUACCGUGCCCUGGAUGAACUACUACCAGCUCUGGAACAAUUCCUGCCAGGGUAGCAAAGAUCUCUACUGA